Molecule: messenger RNA, 461 nt
Organism: Trematosphaeria pertusa
Lineage: Eukaryota; Fungi; Ascomycota; Dothideomycetes; Pleosporales; Trematosphaeriaceae
Exons: 2
Coding region: 288-446 (52 amino acids)
Biological process (GO): proton motive force-driven ATP synthesis
Source: RefSeq, a predicted model, not a curated record
CCCAUCCAUUGACGCUCCAUCUGCCCUUCUCCAGCCGAAAACCCCUCAAUACCGCAAUCAUGGUUGCCAUGUACACCAUUGCCGGCCGCCAGGUCGGCUCGCACGUCGUACGUAGUCCCGAGCAGACCUCCGCGCAAAUCUUCCUUCGCAGCUCCGGAAAGCUUCCCGCGCGCUUAACUCCUCACUAUCGCGUUGGACGCAUCUGCAGAAAAAUUCUCAGACGAAGCGUUACCUUUCUAAGAUAGACGAAUGAAUGCUGACUUUUUCGGGUUUUGUAACAGCUCGCAAUGGCAACGCUCGGCACCACCUUCCUCGGCGCCUACCUCUCGAUGCGCGGCGGCUCGAAGUCGGAGACGCAAAGCCCGCCCAUCAACGCAAAGAGCAAGGAAGAGGAGAGCUUCGUAAAAGACUUCAUAAAGAAGGCCGAGGGCGACAAGAAGCAUUGAGCGGGGAGUGAAAAG